Messenger RNA from Diorhabda carinulata, 3195 nucleotides. Its product is annotated as galactose mutarotase-like. Gene Ontology annotation, biological process: beta-D-galactose catabolic process via UDP-galactose, Leloir pathway; glucose metabolic process. The transcript is spliced from 6 exons. Gene Ontology annotation, molecular function: carbohydrate binding; aldose 1-epimerase activity. NCBI's taxonomy places the organism in Eukaryota, Metazoa, Arthropoda, Insecta, Coleoptera, Chrysomelidae. Bases 2067 to 3134 code for a protein of 355 amino acids. The record is from RefSeq and is a predicted model, not a curated record.
AAUUAAGUAUGUGAAGUAUACGACUGGGAAGAGAAGGAAUCACUUACGUACCUUUGGCUAUGCGAUUGGCAAAUCUACCAACUGUACAUCCAAAAUAAAUAUCAUUUGAUCCAAGAUAUCCGUCAAGAUCAUUAAAACCUACAACUAUAUCAUCAAUUUUACCAUUUUUAUCUGGUAAACAAAUAGAAGUGAUGUGUCCUCCAUAAUUAAUCAAUCGUAUUGUCGUUCCUGUACUAUUUUUCCAUGUAAACUGUUUUAUUUUUCUGCUUCCAUACUGUCCAUAAUCAUCAACUGAAAGUACCACUUCUGAGGAUUUUGCACAUUUACACUUAUCAGACAUUUUGCGUUUUCUGUUAUAGCAUGAACCAAUGAAUUAUUUAUAUAUCUAUAUAAAAAUAUUUUGAUAACGCUUUUAUCUCGGGUUAAUUUUAUUAUUUGCAAAUUGGGUAAUCUAUUAUACUUGGCAAUGAACUAUGAAAUGUAAUUCAGACUUGAAAAUGGUUCAUUUCAAACCAAGGUCAAAUGAAGUUUAAAUAUUAGAAAUGUAUCAAGAGGUUGGUAUGUUAUUUGUGACACGGUAUGCGACUGUGUUAAAACUAGAGAUUAAGAUGUUAAUUUGAGUUUGGACUAUAAGUUAGGUUAGGUUGGACUUACUAUAGUGAGCUGACUAGAAUAUUUUUGAUUCAUUUUCAAAUAUUCAUUGAAAAAUGUUAGGCCUGAAAUUCUUGUAUGGUUGUCUAGAUCUAUUUCGUUGAUUUAUGUUUAUUUAGUUAGAAAAUUAAAAGAUAUCAGAUACAUGAAGUAAUACUCCAGGUCUGAAACAGUCUUUUUCUUUUUUAUUGCUCACUGGCCAUGGUCCGGUGGAUUACUAUAUGAAAAAUCGGAGAAACUCCCGACAGCUCUUUAGCAAAGGAACUAAGAGAAACCACAUUUCUUCUGUGAGUGCGACGCUGUGUAAAGACAAACGCUACAUUAAAGCUUCUUAAAGAGGUGAGUCGUAUAGUUCCCCAACAGACAUCUCGCUUUGCAAUGUCGUUGCUACCUGACAGGUACCGGGUGACGAAAUAGAUCAAUAUGUCUCUAGCUCAACUAAUUGACACAAAUUACGAGUUAUUAAUAAUCACAUUCUUUAUAAUAUAUUUUUAAGCAGCUCCCAAAUAUUUGAGAAUUUUCUAGCGUUACUUAGACAAAUUAUGAUUUUUGUGUUUUCAAAAAAUUAAACUCGAAAUUUGUGUCCUAUUCCGAGGCUUUUGUUACUUAGUUUUAGUAACAGUUGGCCUUUUACGGGAUGGGGUCGUUAGCUCCAGUCCAACCAAGGAGAGCCCAGCCGGGUGGAAGAGAUCAAGAGUGCGAUACUAAGAUGGUUUGGUCACGUCGAACGGAUGCCAGAGGAUUGAGGAUUCAAACUUGAAUACCAGCAAAAGCCGGAAGGACACUACCAGGAUGACCACGCAUAAGAUGGCAGGAUGAAGUAGAAUAGAACCUGAAAGAAUUAGGGGUCCGAAACUAGAGAAGAAAAGUACAACAUCCAGAAAAAUGGAAGACUGUUAUCCGGGAGGUUAAGGUUCUUCAAGGACUGUAGCGCCAAUUGGUGAAUAAGUAUUUUUUUAAGUAGUAUUUUAUAAGUAUUCUAAUAAUUUUCAAAAUAAUUGAUAACUGAAAUUGUUUGAUAAAGGAUGGUAUUCCAUAAGAAAAAAAAGUGAUGGGAUUCAUUUUAUAACCGAAAGUCGUUGGAAAAUAAAAAAAGUUCUCGUGAACAAAUUUUCUAGAAAGUGUUACCAACAGUUAGCGCUAAAUAUAUCGACUCAACUCAUUACGUUACACCUUGUACGUUUCUGAACGUUAAAUUUAUAAAGUUUAAUUGUAAAUAAGUUAAUGAGCAAAAAUAAAAUUAUGGUUCACUUCAACACCAUAUCAUUCAAUGUAGUGUAAUAUACCAUUGUUAGAUAACAAACAAUGCAAAGUGUUUUUUAUUAUCAAUAAUGAUAAACAGUAUGAAGUAUAUUUAAAAGCCGUUGCUGUGUGCGUAUAGAGUAUAUUACAUUAAUUUGCCAUUAAUCGAAAAAAUGGGCGAAGUGAUUCUUACCGAAGAUACCUUUGGAAAAGUAACUGAUGGGAAAGGUAAAAACAGAACAGUGAGAAGAUUCACGUGGCAAAAUAAGAACAAAUUCAGUGUACAAGUCAUUGAUUAUGGAGGUUACAUAACAUCAAUCAAAGUACCGGAUAAGGACGGUAAUAUUAAAGAUAUCACUAUUGGAUUUGACACUGUUGAAAAGUAUUUACAGCCAUAUAAUAGAUACUUUGGAGCGACUAUCGGUAGAGUUGCCAAUAGAAUUAGAAAAGCCAAAAUGAUUGUAGAGGGAGUAACGUAUAACCUAGCAAACAAUAAUGGACCUCAUCAUUUACAUGGUGGUAAAAUAGGAUUUGAUAAAGUUUUUUGGGAAGCGUGUAUUCAAGGUACGCGACUAAUCCUCAGUUAUCAUUCAGCGGACAUGGAAGAAAAUUAUCCUGGAGAUUUGAUAGCGAAUGUAAUUUUCGAAUUAACCAAAGACAAUGAAUUCCGUAUAGAUUAUAAAGCUGUAACUACGAAACCUUGUCCGGUUAAUUUCACAAACCAUUCGUAUUUCAAUUUAGCAGGAAAUGGAGCAGGUGCUCAAGAAUUGUACAAACAUAACGUCUGUAUAAACGCAGAUAAGAUAACAGAAGUUGAUGGCGGCAUUCCAACGGGUAAUCUUCUUCCAGUACAAAAUACCGUAUUUGAUUUGAGAGUUCCUAAGGAACUAGGUCAAAUAAUUAACAAAGUACCUAAUUCACCUGGUUUCGAUAAUAAUUUCUGUAUCACAAAGGGAAUAGAACAAGGAAACACUUUUGUUGCGAGUGUCUACCAUCCAACGAGCGGUAGAUUAAUGGAGGUGUACAGUAACCAACCUGGAGUUCAGUUCUACACGAGUAACUUCCUACCUGAAGAUGAUACUGUGAUGGGUAAAGACGGAUAUAUAAAGAAACAUGGAGGUUUUUGUCUAGAAACACAGAAAUAUCCUGAUUCUGUUAAUAAUGAGAACUUUCCGAAUACGAUUGUUUACCCAGGAGAACAGUAUCACCAUUCUGUUGUCUUUAAGUUUUCAUUGAAAUAAUAAACAACAGUUAUUGUAGUCUUCAUCAUUAGAUAUUAAAACUAUUUAGAACGAUAUAAAA